UAUUUUCUUUUCUAGUCUUUUUUGUCUGCGGGAUGGAGUUUUGAGUGGGUUUGCUUUUUUUCUUCUUUUCUUCUUACUUUUUUUUACAUUUUACUUCGUUUUGAUGGUUUUUUUUUUACCUUUUGCCUUUUGGAAGGGAAGGGGGAUUAACCACGGAAAAAGCUGAGAAUGGUUUAUUUACCUUUUCUUGUUCUGUGUGGGGAUUCAUUAUUUUUUCUUUUCUUUUUGUCAUGAAGAUGGCAGGCGAAAGGAUCUCUGCCGGGAAUUGGCAGGUAUGGGCUGAGUGGAUGGAUGGGUGCGGUGGGUACCGGACGCCUGUUCCUUAUACGCAGUUGUUUGCUUUGUUACAAAGCGUCUUGUGUGUUUCUUCGCUGUACUGCGGCGUGUACGCGGCUGAUGGGGGAAGACAGCUACCUACCUACCGAAUUGAAAUGGCGGUAUUGGAUGGUUACAUGGUUGUGGUUACUUGUGGAAGUGGUUGAGGAUGUGGAAGUGGUUGUUGAAGUGGUUGACACAGUGCAAAGCGCCCCCCUUCUCAACGACAUGAAGGACGCGAAGUCCGGGAGGAGAGAAACGGUCCUUCUCCUUCUUCUCCUUAAUUUCACGAGUUUACGAUGCCGUUCUGGAGGCGGGUGAUGUGAUGCAGGGACUGGCCGAGUGUGUGUGUGUGGGGGACGGGGAAGAGGGCGGUGGUGGUGGUACCGUGGUCCGCGGUCCGUGGCUGGCUGGUAGUGCAAUCCGCUGGGCUCUGGCGUCUUUCUGCCCCUUCGGGCUCACCGGCUGCUGGAAUAAUGGGGCACGGGGACAGGCCAGAGCAGAGCAGAGCAUCAACAAGCUCGCGAGAGAUGUGGUGUGCUGGAAUUGUGGGUCUCGUCUCUCUCUCCCUCUCUCUCUCCCUCUCUCUCUCUCGCGGUGACAUAGCGUCGGGUUUCGAGCCUGCUCUUGCAUGUUCGGGAUUUUUGCCGCCGC
This is a messenger RNA of Tricharina praecox, 969 nucleotides long. RefSeq lists its product as uncharacterized. The record is from RefSeq and is a predicted model, not a curated record. The coding region runs from base 292 to 636 and encodes 114 amino acids. NCBI's taxonomy places the organism in Eukaryota, Fungi, Ascomycota, Pezizomycetes, Pezizales, Pyronemataceae. The transcript has a single exon.